CUCUUGGUUUCCUUUUAAGGAAAUGAGGAGAACUCCACGUAUUCAAAACGGUGUGGUGGUACGCAGGAGUUGGCCAAAUUUUGGCCUCUGCUAGGAGCACAGGUUACAGCUGUCACGGUUACAACGAGGGAGGGAGGGAGGGAGGGUUAAAAUGUGAAGGAAUGACCGAAGGAGGAAACAGCACAAAGUGCCUGUCAGUAGUAAAGGGCAAUCCCCUAGAGGUGGGUUCUGAGUGAGGGGGAGCAUGUAAGGCCAGUCAAAGGGAACAGCUGUAGCAGGGCGGAAAGAGAAGAAACUUCUAAGUGGGCAGAGUGUAAGGACCUAAAAUGCUACACCACAGGAGAUAAAAGCCUGGAUAUCUGGAUAAUGGAUCGGGUGGGUUCAGAAAACGAAAGCAUGACAAUUUCCCACAUGGUCAAAGAAAGGAGGAAAAAGAGAAUGUUAAUCCGUCUUCGCCUUUGAUGACAUCUUUUAAAUCAUUUCAGCUGGAGCUUGACACCAGGCAUGAUAAAUACGAACGGCUUGUGAAGCUCAGUCGUGAUAUAACUAUUGAAAGCAAAAGAACGAUAUUUCUGCUCCACAGGUUUACCAGUGCUCCCAAUGGGGAAGAAAUAAUAAAUGAAUCUGAAGUCAAGUUAGAUGCUGUCAGACGAAAGAUUAAGCAGGUUGCACAAGAACUGAUUGGAGAAGACAUGUAUCAGUUCCACAGAGCUAUAUCUCCAGGACUUCAAGAGUAUGUUGAGGCAGCUUCAUUUCAGUAUUUUAUUAAAACACGAUCUUUAAUUAGUGUUGAAGAGAUCAAUAAACAACUAAUAUUUACAGCGGAAGACAGGGAAGAAACAACAAACACGACUUCCAAUUCCCAGGACAAGCAACCACACACUUGGAGCCUGAAGGUAACACCCGUAGAUUACCUGCUGGGAGUGGCUGAUCUAACUGGAGAGCUGAUGCGGCUGUGCAUCAGCAGUGUUGGAAAUGGUGACAUUGACACACCUUUUGAACUGAGCCAGUUCUUACGUCAGAUCUAUGAUGGUUUUACUUUUAUUGGCAACACUGGACCUUAUGAAGUAUCGAAGAAGCUGUAUACCUUGAAACAGAGUCUGGCAAAGGUAGAGAAUGCCUGCUACACGUUAAAAGUACGGGGAUCUGAAAUCCCAAAGCACAUGCUGGCUGAUGUGUUCUCCUCCAAAGCAGAAUUGAUUGACCAAGAGGAAGGUCUUUCUUAAAAUAAGGAGACUGUCACAGCCCAGAAGGGGAGAGGACUUGCAUAGAGAAAGCUUAUUAGUUAUGGUUUGCGGGGUUUUGACUCCCAAAGCUUUCUAGUUAGAGACAUUUUAAUUUUAUCUAUGAGAAGAUUGUUUGCAAUAGUAAUUUGUAACCAAAAAUACUUUUUAUGAUGUGCAAGAGAACAAAUGUUUGACUUUGUCCUCUCAGCAUGGAAUUUCCUGUAUUGCUCCAUUGUAUCUCCUCUCAGAAUGACCAAAUGUUCCACAGUGGUCUGCACCAGUGGCUAUCAGUUGUGUGAGUCACCUCAAACUGGUGUGGUCACUACAAUAAGUUUCCAGCAACCACAGCAGUGAAAAAAAAAAUGGUUAGGUAUUGUUUUUUCAGCAUUAUCCAUAGGUUUCUGCUGAGCCCUGUUUUCUGAGUAUUUGGUUUCUAUCCCCAAAUAAUAUCUAAAACAACACACCUAUGUAUGUGUAAGUUCAUUCCUUGACUUGAAGCUGAGGUGGUGUCACAGGUGCCAUGUAACUUAAGUUUUCUCUGAUUAAUGCUUUUAAGCAUGAAACUGAAGCUAAGUCAACUUUUCACUAGUUGGUAAUGAAGCUAAUUACACCAGGUAAAUAUUACCUUGCACUCGUUAUUCUGGGGCUCUGUUUAAAUUGAGCUCUCUUUAAGUUACGCAGGUUCUUUAGAUGUUUUGAUAUGAACUAGAAAAUCCAUUAAAAAUUGUGGAAUUUAUUUAUUUACAUUUUCUGUAACACCUUCUAAUGCAGAAUCUGCAAUCUUUGUAGACAAAAGCAGAAUACCUGCCAAGUAUGCUUAACGUGCAUAAUCUGGUGUUAGGGCAAGCACUUCUUGGUCAAAACAAGUGUGGUGUUGGAAGUCUGUUCUCCGUUGUUUGUGCUGCCCUGAGGACCUCCAGUGGGGCUGAACUGGUAUAAAUGAACAAGGGCUAGCCAAGCUUUAAAUAUCUGUUAGCAGGAACUAUAUCAUGUGCAUGUUCCUAUGGAAAGGAAAUUGCAAACAGAAAUAAGGCAGACAUUCUGACUUCCACAUUUAUCUUUGAGGUGGGUAUGUCACUAUUGGCAAAAAAUCAGGGCUUUCUGCCGGUGUCUGAAGUUAUGGAAGUCUGAUAAUGUACGUUAUGCUAAAGGAAAGCAGAUAAAACAACAUGAUCUUUAGACUCCAGGAAAUAGGCCUCCCAACUGCAAUUGAAAAUACUGCAUGUUUUUUAUUUCCACUUCCAUAUGCUGUGAUACUGCCAAUAUUUUUCCCAUGAGCGUGUCCUGAGUAGCUUGGAUCAUCUGAUAUAUGGACAGAAAUGGGUAAAUACAUUUCUGUCACAUUUUCCCAUUGUUUCCAUAUAAAGCAAUAUGUGGUGGGUUUAAAAAGGAGAGUUUUUUUCCUAUUGUUUAUUACUUUUUUUACAAUAAAUUCUGAAAAG
This is a messenger RNA of Cygnus olor (mute swan), 2668 nucleotides long. It is a transcript of the gene TSNAX, whose product is annotated as translin associated factor X. The transcript has 6 exons. Bases 462 to 1226 code for a protein of 254 amino acids. NCBI's taxonomy places the organism in Eukaryota, Metazoa, Chordata, Aves, Anseriformes, Anatidae. The record is from RefSeq and is a predicted model, not a curated record. Gene Ontology annotation, molecular function: RNA endonuclease activity; sequence-specific DNA binding; RNA binding. Gene Ontology annotation, cellular component: cytoplasm; nucleus.